Caenorhabditis remanei is the source of this 699-nucleotide messenger RNA. RefSeq lists its product as uncharacterized. The transcript is spliced from 4 exons. The record is from RefSeq and is a predicted model, not a curated record. The coding region runs from base 1 to 699 and encodes 232 amino acids. NCBI's taxonomy places the organism in Eukaryota, Metazoa, Nematoda, Chromadorea, Rhabditida, Rhabditidae.
AUGCUGAUUGCAUUUUUUAUAUCAAUAGCCUUAUUUAUAGUCGUGGUGGAAUCAGAUAAUGUUACUAUAACAAGGACGUAUCAUUCUUAUGACUCCGAUGAGACCUACCAACGAUUCAUUCAAACAAUCUACAAAGAAAACGCGGCGGUUUAUUUUGAUUCGUUCGAAUAUGAUUAUGAUAUUCACUACAAAAUCCGUCACGAGCAUCCCCUGGAAUUCGAGAAGUACAAGUAUUAUUGGAGUGAGAAUCAUGAGGAGCUCAAGGAAUAUCGGCAUUUGUGCGAGUACUAUUUCUCAGGGCAUGAUUCCUUAGAGUUGUUCAGGACCCACUACCCCAACAACACUCAACCCAAAUCCUUCUUCUUCCACUGCUCAUUCCCCUACUCUUGCAUUGGAAUCGAGUGCCAAAUCGAGACCCGAUUCGUGUUAGGUGUCAUAUUCGUCCUGGGCCUCAUUCUCUCCCUCUACUUUGCCCGAAAGUGUAUAAUGAAGGAGAUCAAGCAAAUGGAGAAGAUCCGAGACCAAUGCACCCGGCCACAGUACCCACGGGGUCCCCGAUUCAUGCCACCGAUGACUCCUCUGGAAGCACCACCACCCUCAUAUAACGUCGUGUUCUCCUCCACGUCACCACCGUCCUAUGAAUCUGUGGUCAGGGAUAAGGUGACAUACACCUUACCGUCUUAUAGUUCGGUUGCCUAA